CUUCGCUCACUUCAUUCUAGUGUCACACGCGAACCGGUUCUAAGAUUAUAUUAUGCCUCGAGAUCAAAUUUCUGGCGAUACCCUUCUGUAAUGAUUACAACGAUCAAUCAUCAUACCCGCAACUGUUUGUAUACAUUCUCGUCCCUAUACUAGGAUUACCAAGCUCAGCAUACGUAGUUCGUAAAGAAAAAAAACUGGAAAAAAGAAAUAAAUAAACUUGAUUAUAGACAUUUGGCUAGUAACUGCGAUUCUGGCGCCUCGAUUCGCUCAGAAAUUAAUCGGCACUCAUCGGAUGCAGACGCUACACGAGAAGAUCUUAGAUCGGAACAGUGUUUUGUCGUGAAGUCGUGAAACCGCUCAAUGGUGAAAUCAAUCGAAGGAAUGGCAAGGACUACUGAACUGAUCUGCAUAUUGCUAUGGAUAGGAAGCUUCGUUAGUGCAGAUCGGUCCAGCAUCAUAUUCCGCGAAGACGACGAUGACCGGGAUUCGUUCGCCGCUCGGUUCAACCUGGACACGGACGACAUGGAGUACGAGCAGGACAAUGGCAACGAUACACUGAUACCAAAACUGGUUCUAACACGCGACGAAGAACAGAACUACAUCGCCCUUCCGGACAAGGAUGGAACAUUCGGAGCCGUGUCCCGGAUGGCCGUAGUCGAGAGCCGCGUGGAUAGUAGCAAAUUCGAGGCAGCCGAAUUUGUCAAGUUCCAUUUCUACGCCAGGUCGAACAACUAUCAACCGGUUGAACUGCGCUAUGAUCAGAUCCGGUUUCUUCCGGAUCACCAUGGGUUCAACGAGAAGCUACCGACCAAGAUUUUGAUCCACGGGUGGCUCGGUGGCUCCGAUUCAGAAGUUAUUGAACCGUUGGCGAAGGAUUUCUUGGAGCAGGGUAACUUUAACGUCAUUGCUGUGGACUGGGAGAAGGGAGCCCGAACGCUGCUGUAUCCUGUGGCUAGGUAUAGGGUCGCGAAAGUUGCUGAGCUGGUCGCAGCUGUCAUUAACCAACUUUUGGGGUUUGGCCAACCAUCGGAUCAGAUUGGAAUCAUCGGUCAUAGCCUGGGAGCGCAUAUAGCCGGUUUGGCAGGGAAGAAGGCGAACAAGAAGGUUGGAUUCAUUGUAGGACUGGAUCCGGCGGCACCACUGUUCCGUCUGAAGAAACCGGCCGAACGGCUAUCGAACAGUGAUGCUCACUACGUGGAGGUGAUUCAUACGAAUGGGAAAGGCCUCGGAAUAUUCGGAAAUAUCGGGAACACGGACUUUUAUCCGAAUGGAGGUUCGAGCCAACCUGGAUGUGGCUGGAACCUUAGCUGCAGCCAUCAGAGGGCUGUCGACUAUUUUAAGGAGUCUUUGAAGAGCAAGAACUACUUCGCAAACCGGUGUAGCGACGUUAACGAGCUAAACUCCAACUGUUCCCUGGGAAGGGCAACUAUGGGCGGUUUGGAAGCUCUUAGGACACGUGGCAAACCUGGGGGCGUGUAUUACGCAUCAACGGCUCCUGAUAAGCCGUUCUUGGGAAGUCUUAAUAACGAUCUGACGGCUCGUCAGAUCGUUCUAGAUCUGCUCAGCCCACCUUAUUCCCAUAUGCUCCACGUUGUGGUAUCUGUACGUAACCUUCUGGAUCGUAAGUUCGUCGUAGAGCCCAAAGACGAAUCACGUAUCACAUUUUUCGAUAACGAUGACGACGAACUAUCCCUCGCAAAUGGAACUCAAUCCUCAGACCUGGACGACAUGGAGUACGAACGGGACAACGAAGGGGACACGUUGAUUCCGCAGCUCAGGAUGUCCCAUGAGUUGCAGGAGAACUACAUCACCCUACCGGACAAGGAAGGUGACUUCCAGAUCAUGCCACGAAUGGCCGUUCGCGAAAGCCGCCACAACAAUAGCCAGUACGAUGCGGCAAAGUAUGUCCGGUUUCGUUUCUUCAGCAGCUCGAACCAGUCCACGGAGUUGGGAUUCGAUCAGAUCCAAACUCUGCUGUUCGACCACGGGUUCAACGUGUUGCUCCCGACUGUGAUUCUAGUUCACGGAUGGCUGGGCAGCUCCGAGUCGGAAGUGAUCGAACCUCUGGCACGGGAGUUGUUGGAGCACACUAAUUUGAACGUUCUGGCAGUGGAUUGGGAGAAGGGGGCCAGCACGUUGCUGUAUCCCGUUGCAAGAUAUCGCGUACCGAAGGUUGGUAAACUGGUAGCCGCAGUAAUCGAUCGGUUUUUGGACUACGGUCAAACGCCGGAGCAGAUCGGGAUCAUUGGACACAGCUUGGGAGCGCACAUCGCCGGGAUUGCGGGCAAGAAUACCCGCCGGAAAAUUGCCUGUAUCGUUGCGCUGGAUCCGGCAUCACCGUUGUUCCGUUUGAAGAAACCAGCCAAGCGCCUCGCGGAUACCGAUGCUCAGUACGUGGAGGUCAUCCACACGAACGGGAAGGCUUUGGGAAUUUUCGCGCGGAUUGGCGUUGCAGAUUUCUAUCCCAACGGAGGAGCGAAACAACCGGGCUGCGGAUGGAACAUAAGCUGCAGUCACCAAAGGGCGGUGGACUAUUUUAAGGAAUCACUCAAGAUGCGGAACUAUUUUGCCCAGCGAUGCACCGAUGAGAAGGGACUGGAUUCGAAUUGUUCGUUGGGUGUUGCUUCCUUGGGAGGCUUUAGGGCGCUUGGUAGCAGGGGUAAGCCACGUGGAGUUUAUUACACGCGGACGGCCGAAGAUAAACCCUUUUUAAGGGAUGAAUAAUGCUUAGGAAGUAUAUUAGACUGAUAGAG
Messenger RNA from Aedes albopictus (Asian tiger mosquito), 2753 nucleotides. RefSeq lists its product as uncharacterized. Gene Ontology annotation, biological process: lipid catabolic process. The transcript is spliced from 6 exons. Lineage: Eukaryota; Metazoa; Arthropoda; Insecta; Diptera; Culicidae. Bases 361 to 2724 code for a protein of 787 amino acids. The record is from RefSeq and is a predicted model, not a curated record. Gene Ontology annotation, molecular function: lipase activity.